UGCAAAUUGAUCAUACAGGCACCCAAGAGUCAGAAUAAUACAACACACCACCGCGACCAUGGCAGACCACCUCCAACACUCCGUCUCAUCCCUUCAAUCCUCCCUCCAACUCCUCGACUCCUCCAUCUCCACCCUCGACGCCGGAGUCAGCGACUUCCCCCGCCUAUCCAAGGUCCUCCAAACCACCCGACACUUUGAACUCCUCCCCGAACCCACCCUCCGCGAAGCGCAGCAAUCCCUCCUCGACGAAAUCACCCCCAGCAUCGCCCACCUCCUCGAACUGGCCACCAACCACGUUGAGAAGCUCUCGCGGCGCGAGCAGGGGCUCCGCGCCAAGUGCGAUCUGCAGCAGGGGCGACUAUACUCCAACGAGGAGCGACAGCAGCAGAAGAGACAGCUGGCCAACAAACCCAAACCCAACCCCGGUGGUGCGUUCGGUGACCGGCGGCAGGCGGCGGCGGCGGCCGCAGCCAGCAACGCGGCCAAGGCGGCCGAGCUCCGGCGACUGAUUCAGAAGAAAGAACGCCUGCAGUACGCGGUCGAGCGGCUGGAGCUGCAGGGGAAGCAGCGCGAACGGCAGCUGCGCAAGAGUAUGGCUUUUCAGUGAAAAUGCGGGCGUGCUGUCGGAUAGGAUAUGACUUUUAUUAUUUGUUGGUCGGAGCGGGGAGUGCCUGCCAAAAUCUCUCGAGCAGGGUCGGUCCGCAUGGCCAGAUGUGAAAUGACGGGACUCGUGUCCUGGGCUCGCUUGACUUGCGGGUUCG
Messenger RNA from Aspergillus uvarum CBS 121591, 761 nucleotides. Its product is annotated as DASH complex subunit SPC19. The transcript is spliced from 2 exons. The record is from RefSeq and is a predicted model, not a curated record. Gene Ontology annotation, biological process: attachment of spindle microtubules to kinetochore. Lineage: Eukaryota; Fungi; Ascomycota; Eurotiomycetes; Eurotiales; Aspergillaceae. Bases 59 to 607 code for a protein of 182 amino acids. Gene Ontology annotation, cellular component: spindle microtubule; DASH complex.